Messenger RNA from Cynara cardunculus var. scolymus (artichoke), 1038 nucleotides. RefSeq names its product senescence-specific cysteine protease SAG39-like. Bases 1 to 1038 code for a protein of 345 amino acids. The record is from RefSeq and is a predicted model, not a curated record. The transcript has 3 exons. NCBI's taxonomy places the organism in Eukaryota, Viridiplantae, Streptophyta, Magnoliopsida, Asterales, Asteraceae. Gene Ontology annotation, cellular component: lysosome. Gene Ontology annotation, molecular function: cysteine-type endopeptidase activity.
AUGAGCUCGAAUUCGAGAUCGAUUAACUCAUCACUUAUUCUAGUUGCGCUACUGGUUUUCGGGAUAUGGGCAUGCAAUGUAACAUCUCGAACGUUAAACGAAGAGACCAUGUUACAAAAGCAUCAACAAUGGAUGGCUCGUUAUGGGCGUCAAUAUAAAGACGAYAUAGAGAGAGAAACACGAUUCAAGAUAUUCAAGAACAAUGUGGCGUACGUAGAAUCAUUUAACGAUGUGGGGAACCGGGGUUACAAGUUGAGUGUCAAUGAGUUUGCGGAUCAAACGAAUGAGGAGUUUAAAGCCAUCCGUAACGGAUUUAAGGUCCCGUUCGGACUUGUAUCGUCUCGAACCACAUCAUUCAUGUAUGAAGAUGUGAAUGCAGUUCCAUCUAGCAUGGAUUGGAGGAAGAAAGGAGCUGUUACCCCAAUCAAGAACCAAGGUCAAUGUGGAAGCUGCUGGGCUUUUUCGACAAUUGCCGCUACCGAAGGAAUCACUCAACUCACCACCGGGAAACUGAUUUCGCUAUCGGAACAAGAGCUGAUGGAUUGCGACAGGAGCGGUGAAGACCAAGGUUGCGAAGGCGGGUACAUGGACGAUGGGUUCAAAUUUAUCGUCAAUAACAAAGGGAUCAACACCGAGGCGGGAUACCCUUACCAGGCAACAGAUGCAACUUGCAACACCAAAAAGGAAUCCGUUCAUGCCGCCAAGAUCACUGGAUACGAAGACGUACCUGCCAACGACGAGUCAGCAUUAUUGAAGGCGGUGGCUAUGCAGCCUGUUUCGGUUGCCAUUGAUGCSGGAGAGUCCGACUUCCAGUUUUACUCGAGUGGUGUGUUUAAUGGAAGUUGCGGGACAGAGUUAGACCACGGGGUUACAGCAGUGGGGUAUGGAACGAGUGAGGAUGGGAUCAAGUACUGGCUGGUUAAGAACUCGUGGGGAACGAGUUGGGGCGAAGAGGGAUACAUUAGGAUGCAGAGAGACGUUGAAGCUAAAGAAGGUCUUUGCGGCAUUGCUAUGAUGGCUUCUUAUCCAACUGCUUAA